This is a messenger RNA of Geodia barretti, 1368 nucleotides long. The record is from the annotation of a GenBank genome assembly. Lineage: Eukaryota; Metazoa; Porifera; Demospongiae; Tetractinellida; Geodiidae.
AUGAAAGCAGCAGCGAACGGGGUCCUCAAUCUCAGCAUUGCAGACGGAUGGUGGGCAGAGGCAAAUCAUCUCGGUGGCGGCUGGACAAUCAAUGCCGGUGCUACUUCUGGGGACUCAAAGUCCACCGACAAAGCACACGCCAAUGCCAUUUAUGAACUUCUUGAAAAAGAGAUUGUGCCCCUCUUCUACCAGCGUAACCCUAUUGACGAUGUGCCGUACGAAUGGGUUGCUCGGAUGAAGACUGCGAUGCAGAACCUCGCUCCUAUUUUCAAUACAAAGCGGAUGGUAGCGGAGUACGCAGAGCAGUUGUACUUCCCAGCGCACCGCCGCUGGCAGCAUCUCAAUGAAUCAGGCGGAAAGCGCAGUAUCGCCUUAACUCGCUGGAAAGCACAUAUACAAGAUCAUUGGGGCGAUCUACGGAUUGAGGAGAGACAUACCGAUGCGACGGCUUCUGCGAUUCAAAAUCCUGAGUUGGGUGUCGGUGAAUCUACAACAGUGCAGGCGGUUGUCCACACCGACGUGCUGUUUCCGCACGAACUCACCGUCCAAAUUUACCACGGCGUGUUAGAUGAAGCGGGCGAAAUUCACGAUGGAAGUCUCAAUCCAAUGGAGUAUCAAGCCGACCUUGGAGGUGGCGCCUAUCUCUUUGAAGGGUCACUCACCUUGAAACAGACCGGAUUACACGUGGAAAGCGGAUAUACGGAAAGAAACGUGAAAUCCCUGGGGAAACACCCAAGCAAAAACACCGAUUUGACCGAACCGCAAGGGACAAUUAAAAAAAUGGACAGAACGGCAGAAAUUGCCCGCGAAACAGCAGAAACCCGCAUCCGGCUUCGGCUUGACCUUGACGGGACCGGAGCAGCCAAUAUUAACACGGGUGUUGGAUUUCUGGAUCACAUGUUGGAACUCUUUGCCAAACACGGCUUCUUCGAUCUGGAAAUCCAAGCGGAAGGCGAUUUACAUGUGGAUGCACAUCAUACGACUGAAGAUGUCGGUAUCUGUUUAGGGCAAGCCCUCCAAAAAGCGGUGCUGGACAAAGCGGGAAUGCAACGUUUCGGCAGUUUCACCAUCCCAAUGUACGAAUCCCUUGCCAAAGUAGACUUGGAUGUUUGCGGACGUCCUUACCUCUACUACGAAACCCCGCUCGUGACCGGGAAAGUCGGCGAUUUUGAUAGUGAACUCACUGAAGAAUUUUUUCACGGGUUUGUGAACCAUAGCGGGACAACUUUACAUAUCAACGUCCCCUACGGCACAAAUCAACACCACAUCAUUGAAGCGAUCUUUAAAGCCGUUGCGAAAGCUUUACAUAUUGCGACACGUCUUGAUGAACGUAUUACGGGUGUCCUAUCUACCAAGGGAAGCCUAUAG